CCCUUUCACAUUGAGGAGUUUUAGAGGCGUUUUUGCGCUAAUUUUCCCGCUAUAAAAACGUUAAAAAAACACCUCCCAUGUAUCUCAAUGUAACCUUUCACACUGAGGAGUUUUGCUGGCUGGGCGUUGAAAAAAGUCUGACAAACAGCAUUUUUGAAGCUUCUUUUGGGCGCAGAAAAUAGCACUGUAAAAACGCCUAUCCCCAUAGAAAUGAAUGGGUACCGCUUUAAAACCGCAGUAAUAGCGCUGUAAUACCGCUCAUAACCUGUGUGGAGGUCACAUGAUCGCACUAGAGUGAAGUAUGCUGGGAUACCAGGAAAUCCGAUUGAGAAGAGGAGAGGAGAAACAGAAAGUGUCAUCAUGCAGGAAAGCAGCAGUAGACAAAUGCAGCCAACAUCUGCAGAAGUGAGAGAAGAAAGAGGCUCUGAACCAGAGGAAUUUAUAGAAUCCAUGAGAAAUCACCCUGAACUAUGGGACAAGAAGCAUGAAUGGUAUUCCAACCGUUUAAAAAAAAGGGCAGCUUGGAAUGCUGUGGCCCUAAUCCACAUUCAUAAUUGGGCUAUCUUGGGCAAAAAAGAUAAACAGGCAAAAAUGAAAACCAUCAAAUCGCGAUGGAAAACAUUAAGGGAUAAUUAUAGACGUGAACAUCUCCGUCAAGAAAAUGUGCGUAGUGGUUCGGGAGCAAAGGUUUCCCGGACAUACUGCCAUUAUGCUGAGCUACAAUUCUUGAAGCCAGUCAUGCAGCAGAGACCAACUGAAAGCAAUUUCAGCUCAGACAACACUGAGGACGAGGAGCAAGAGCAUGAACCCGGGACUAGUGAGACCAAUGAACCGCAGGAUUUUGAGAAUGAAGAUCUACAGGACACUGUACAGCCACCCAAAAAAAGGGGGAACACUCAAAAAUCUCAUCAGCAAAUAAGGCCGGGAAAUGGACCUCCUCCAAACGAAGGAAGCAAUAGAGGCCUUACUUGA
This is a messenger RNA of Rana temporaria (common frog), 972 nucleotides long. RefSeq lists its product as uncharacterized. Bases 361 to 972 code for a protein of 203 amino acids. The record is from RefSeq and is a predicted model, not a curated record. The transcript is spliced from 4 exons. Gene Ontology annotation, cellular component: nucleus; transcription regulator complex. Lineage: Eukaryota; Metazoa; Chordata; Amphibia; Anura; Ranidae. Gene Ontology annotation, biological process: regulation of transcription by RNA polymerase II.